This is a messenger RNA of Wasmannia auropunctata (little fire ant), 1303 nucleotides long. Its product is annotated as natterin-3-like. NCBI's taxonomy places the organism in Eukaryota, Metazoa, Arthropoda, Insecta, Hymenoptera, Formicidae. Bases 93 to 530 code for a protein of 145 amino acids. The transcript has 4 exons. The record is from RefSeq and is a predicted model, not a curated record.
UGAUAAGAUUACACGAGCUUUUAACUCAGCCUACAGACACGAUAAGCACCAUCUCGCAUUGAGGCGUCAACCGUGCCGAAUCGAUUUCCACGAUGCCAGCCUACAGAUGGGUAAAUCGUACCAGCUCUCAAUCGCUGCCAGAAAACGCGGUCAGCGGCGGUCGCGAUUGUGACGGAAGCCCACUUUACGUUGGCAGAGCUUUCCACGAUGGUGACAUGGUGCCGGCGAAAGUGAUUCCUGACAAGGGUGUCGCCUACAUUUGUCACAGCGGCGAGGAACAUCCCAAAAGUAAUUACGAGGUUCUCGUCCAAGGGGAAUUCUCAUGGGAGUUCUGCAGCAAUGGUGAGGUACCAUCAGAUGCGAUAGUCGCUGGUCAAACCGCGGACGGAGAACCUCUGUAUGUUGGCCGUGUCCUCCAUAGCGGAUCUCAAACAAUUGGCAAGGUACAACCGAGUCACGGAUGCCUGUACAUUCCGUUUGACGGCGAGGAGUUGUCGUUCAAGGAUUACGAAGUACUCGUUAUGCAUUAACUCGAUUGCGGAUGCCCAAAGAUUGAAGAUGUAUUACGCAUUUUAUACACAACCGAAGUUAAUUGAGUCAAAACAAAACAACCUCCAAAUAGGCCGCUGAAGCAUAAAGAACUGAAUGAAAAAUUAUUGCGAACAAAACUUUCCGUUUUUUUUUAAUUUGUAAAACUUCAUUGAAAUAAAUAACGAAAGGAUAAUUUUAAAUAAUUAUUUUUAAUUAUUUCCUACGAAUAAUAAAUAUUUUGUUUCGAGAAUGAACGAUUACCGGAUAAAUAAUUCGUAUUUUUUUUUAGUUUACCUUAACGUGUAUUUAUUUAUUCGUGUAAUACUGUAAUUUAUUAUUUUAACUGCGAUGGCAUCGUUACAUAAUUGAAAUAUUAGGUUGAUCAAAAAGUCUUUUCGUAUUUACGAAUUUAAAUACGAAAAGACUUUGUGACCAACCUGAUUUAUCUGAUACAUUACAGUAUUACACGAAUAAUCGUCAGUCACUAAAAAUAUUAAAACAAUAGUUAUGUACUAUUGUUAUUUAUUAUUAUAUCAUAUAACAAUAGACACGUGACAUUAAAACUGUAUAUCCAUAAAAUUUAUUGUUAUCUUCUAUUUCCAUACGUCCUUCGUUUCAAGUAAUUUAAAUGCUUUUCGUGCUUUAAACUACAUUUUACAUUGUUAAAAAAUUAAAAUAUACAAUACUGCGUAACAUGUUGACGAAGAGAAUAAAUAGCCUAGUUAAAUUGUUAUCAGUAAACGACGAAAUAAAAAUCAAUCUGAAAGGCAAA